Messenger RNA from Symbiodinium pilosum, 1515 nucleotides. NCBI's taxonomy places the organism in Eukaryota, Dinophyceae, Suessiales, Symbiodiniaceae. The record is from the annotation of a GenBank genome assembly.
AUGGGAAGCUUGCUUUGCCUCGUGCUGGCUGGAUUUUUUCUCUUACUCACCAUGGAGCUGAAGUUUAUCUUGAUUUAUGAAUGGGGCAACUGUUAUGAGCUGGAAUGCCACGAUCCUGCCAUAAAGCAUGGCUUUGCUGGAAUACUUUCAAUGAUCGCAACGGAUAUUUUGCUGGCAUUGCUUCUCGUUGUGGCCACCGGCGAGCUUUGCAAGGCGUUUGCGCGGCACAUUGCCAAGAGUUGGAACUUUCGCAGCCUCCUUCUCCGACUGUUUGUGGAGCACUUCACAGCCAUCACCAUUGACAUCAUUGCCACUAUUGGCACCUUUUCAUACCUGGCCUUCUCCUUCCUCCCCGAGUGGGAAAUGACUCCAGGGACGGAGUGGUGGGACUCCUCUAGCUGCGCAGGCUUUUGGGAUUUCAAGGCUUGUCGGGUAUUGCGCGGCUGCAGCGAGGACGAUCCGAUCUGCUGCUCUGGCACCCUGUUCUGCGCAAGGUCAAAGCUAGAUUUCCAGCAGAGACGGGCCCUCUUUGAGGCCUGGUUGGGCGGGCUCUUCUUCGUGGCCCCCUUUGUGGAGGUCUUGAUGGAAUUCAUUGUCCCGUUGGUUGCUUACCUGAUCCAUGUGCAAGUUGGGAUCACUCGAGGGCGUCUGGAUGAGGAUCAGCAGAAGCACCGGCUUAGCUCAUGCUGCUGCCGUUGCCUUCGAGGCCUCGGUCGUCUGUUGGCCUUUAUCUUCUUACUGGAUGGAGGCGUACUUGGCUUGCGCUAUGUCUUCAAAGGCUUUCCGUUCAAAGCGCCCAAGAUUCUGGAUUCGCGCGUGACGUCGGAGGCAUUGGGGCCACUCUGCCUUUUCUGCAAGAAGGACAUGAAAUGGACAAGUGGCGGUGAGAGCUGGACCUGUCGACACCAUGACGUUUGUAGGUCAAGUUGUGCAAACAAGGGUCCAUACCGCUGGCAUUGUUCACACUGCGACAUCGACAUUUGUGCAGAUUGCCACCCGCAAGGGGCGACGGUACUGUACGGGCUUUUCGGGCCACUAGACCAGAGAAUUUUGCGCCGAAUGGCGCCUCUGGAUGAGCUUAAGCUGCUCAAGAUGAACUUCUUAAUCCUGGUAAUGUUUGCGCCGAUGAGUCCCAUCGGCCUGAUUCCACAAAUGCUUGCGCGGCAGCUGGAUCUGCAUUCCCGGCUUCCCAAACUACUCAUGGUACGGCGGCGAAACUUUCCGAUGGACAAUCGCCUUGCACACGCCAGCCAAACCAUGUUCUGUCUUCUGAUCUUGCCUUUCGUAGCAUACUGGCAUACAGGUUUGAUUCUGAUCUCGGAAAACGUGGAGCUGCAUAUGCACCCACAAUCUGAAAUACUCCUUACUUGGUUCGCAUCUGGUUUGGUCAUAGCAUCGCUGUCCUUGCUCGGCCAGUGGCUGAUUUCUCGAUGUUCGCAGACGCUGCGGUGGGGUAAAGCACUCUCUCGACACUCGUCUAGCAUUAUUAGUUUUAGCAUGUUGGUAAUAUUCUGA